GCGCGCGCCGUCCGUCCGUCUCGGUUUCCUGGCUGCGCGCGGCGGUGGCAGAGGAGCUGCAGCUGUAACCCCAGCGGCGAAGAUGGCGGAGGGGUUGGAGCGUGUGCGGAUCUCCGCGUCGGAGCUGCGAGGGAUCCUGGCCACUCUGGCCCCGCAGGCCGGGAGCAGAGAAAACAUGAAAGAGUUGAAGGAGUUAAAGGAGCCCAGGCAGCGCAAAGAUAACAGGCGCCCAGAUCUGGAAAUCUAUAAGCCUGGUCUUUCUCGACUAAGGAACAAACCUAAAAUCAAGGAACCCUGUGGGAAUGAGGAAUUUAAGGAUGAAGUUGUUAAUGACAGAGAUUCUUCUGCUGUUGGAAAUGGUACAAAGCUCAUUAAAGAUGUCUGCAAGGAACUAGAUGACCAGCAGCAAAAUGGUCCUAUAGACCCAGAAAAUAAUCGGGGACAAGAGUCCUCACCUAGGACUGCUGGACCAGAGGACCGGAGUCUAAGAAUUAUCAAGAGAACAAAGAAACCAGAUUUGCAGAUCUAUCAGCCUGGGAGGCGUUUGCAGACUUUUACCAAAGAAUCAGCUGGCCGGGUGGAUGAGGAAGAAAUUCUCAACCAAGUAGAACAACUGAGGGUAGAGGAAGAUGAGUGCAGGGGAAAUGUGAAAGAGGAAAUUGUGAAUAAACUAGACAAAGCUGAGAGAGAAAAGAGCCCAAAUAGUGACCGAGUAAGGGCUGCAAAGGGAGAAAAAGGAAAGAGGAUUGAAAAAGGGGAGGGGAUGAAGAAAGUGAACGAUGAUCUGGCCCAGGGGAAGCCGGGUUCUGCAAAGCGCUACUCCCGCUCAGACAAACGAAGAAACCGCUAUCGUACUUGUAGUACCAGCUCAGCUGGUAGCAACAACAGUGCUGAGGGAGCUGGCGUGACUGAUAAUGGAUGUCGUCGCCGCAGACAGGAUCGUACCAAGGAGAGGCCACGAUUGAAGAAGCAAGUAUCUAUGUCCUCAACUGACUCCUUAGAAGAGGAUAGAAUUGAUGAGCCAGAUGGAUUAGGGCCCAGGAGGAGCUCAGAAAGGAAGAAACACUUAGAAAGAAACUGGUCUGGCCGGGGGGAGGGUGAGCAGAAAAGCAAUGGUAAGGAAAAUCGAGGCACUCUUCGUGUCACUUUUGAUGCAGAAACCAUGAAUAAAGAUUCUCCCAUGGUGAGGUCAGCCAGGGAGGAUGUGGAUAGGAUAAAGCCUGACAAAGGCUCAAGCUGUGGGGGCAAAGGCUCUGAGAAGCAGGAGUCCAAAAACAUGAAACAAGAACUUCGGGGUUGUGGUCGUGGCAUUCUGAUUCUGCCUGCCCAUACCACCCUAUCUGUCAAUUCAGCAGGUUCUCCAGAGUCCACAUCUUUGGGACCUCGGCUUUUGUUUGGAUCUGGUAGUAAGGGAUCUCGGAGUUGGGGCCGUGGAGGCACCACUCGCCGAUUGUGGGACCCAAACAAUCCUGAUCAGAAACCUGCUCUAAAGAGCCAGACGCCCCAGUUACAUUUCUUGGACACUGAUGAUGAAGUCAGCCCUACAUCUUGGAGUGAUUCACGCCAGGCCCAAGCAUCUUACUAUAAGUUUCAAAAUUCUGACAACCCUUAUUAUUACCCUCAGACACCAGGCCCUGCCUCCCAGUAUCCCUAUACAGGCUAUAGCCCUCUACAGUACCCAGUUGGCCCUACGAAUGGUGUUUACCCAGGGCCUUACUACCCAGGCUACCCGACUCCACCAGGGCAGUAUGUAUGUAACCCUCUCCCUCCCAGUACCAUGAGUCCUGAGGAGAUGGAGCAGCACAUGAGGAACAUGCAGCAACAGGAGCUACAUAGGCUUCUCCGGGUGGCAGACAACCAGGAACUGCAGCUCAGCAACCUGCUUUCUAGGGACCGCAUCAGUCCUGAGGGCCUGGAGAAGAUGGCCCAGCUCAGAGCUGAACUGCUACAACUGUAUGAGCGCUGUAUUCUAUUAGAUAUUGAGUUCUCCGAUAAUCAGAAUGUGGAUCAGAUACUGUGGAAGAAUGCUUUCUAUCAGGUGAUUGAAAAGUUCAGGCAGCUGCUCAAGGAUCCAAAUGUUGAGAACCCAGAACAGAUUCGGAACAGACUUUUGGAGCUCUUGGAUGAGGGUAGUGACUUCUUUGAUAGUCUACUUCAGAAGCUGCAGGUUACUUACAAGUUCAAACUGGAGGACUACAUGGAUGGUCUUGCCAUUCGCAGCAAGCCAUUACUCAAGACAGUAAAAUAUGCUUUGAUCAGUGCCCAGCGGUGUAUGAUUUGCCAAGGAGAUAUUGCUAGGUAUCGGGAGCAAGCCAGUGAUACAGCAAACUACGGGAAAGCACGCAGUUGGUACCUGAAGGCCCAGCACAUUGCUCCCAAGAAUGGGCGCCCAUAUAACCAGUUGGCUUUGCUGGCAGUGUACACGAGGAGGAAGCUUGAUGCUGUGUAUUACUAUAUGCGCAGUUUAGCUGCCAGCAACCCUAUCCUGACUGCCAAGGAGAGUCUCAUGAGCUUGUUUGAAGAGACCAAACGAAAGGCAGAACAGAUGGAAAAGAAGCAACAUGAGGAAUUUGAACUGAGCCCUGACCAAUGGCGGAAAGGAAAGAAGUCUACUUUUCGGCAUGUUGGAGAUGACACCACUCGCCUGGAGAUCUGGAUUCAUCCAUCUCAUCCCCGGUCCACGCAGGGCACUGAGUCCGGGAAGGAUUCUGAGCAAGAGAAUGGGCUGGGCAGCCUGAGCCCCAGCGAUCUGAACAAAAGGUUCAUCCUCAGUUUUCUCCAUGCCCAUGGGAAGCUGUUUACCCGGAUUGGGAUGGAGACAUUCCCUGCAGUGGCUGAGAAGGUCCUCAAGGAGUUCCAGGUGUUGCUGCAGCAUAGCCCCUCUCCUAUUGGAAGUACCCGCAUGCUGCAGCUUAUGACCAUCAACAUGUUUGCUGUACACAACUCUCAGUUGAAAGAUUGCUUCUCGGAGGAGUGUCGCUCUUUGAUCCAGGAGCAAGCUGCAGCCCUGGGCUUGGCCAUGUUUGCUCUGCUGGUGCGGCGCUGCACCUCCUUACUUAAGGAGUCUGCCAAAGCUCAGCAGUCCUCUCCUGAGGAACAGGACGACCAAGAUGACAUCAAGGUGUCUUCCUUCGUCCCGGACCUAAAGGAACUGCUCCCUAGUGUGAAGGUCUGGUCAGACUGGAUGCUCGGGUACCCAGAUACCUGGAAUCCUCCACCCACAUCCCUGGAUCUGCCCUCGCAGGUUGCUGUGGAUGUGUGGUCGACGCUAGCUGAUUUCUGUAACAUACUAACUGCGGUGAAUCAGUCUGAGGUGCCACUGUACAAGGACCCGGAUGAUGACCUCACCCUUCUUACCCUGGAAGAGGAUCGGCUUCUCUCGGGCUUUGUCCCCUUGCUGGCUGCUCCACAGGACCCCUGCUACGUGGAGAAAACCUCGGAUAAGGUUAUUGCAGCCGACUGCAAAAGGGUCACAGUGCUGAAGUAUUUUCUGGAAGCCCUUUGUGGACAAGAAGAGCCUCUGCUGGCAUUCAAGGGUGGAAAAUAUGUGUCAGUGGCACCCGUCCCAGACACCAUGGGAAAGGAAAUGGGAAGCCAAGAGGGAAAACAACUGGAAGAUGAGGAGGAGGACGUGGUGAUUGAAGACUUUGAGGAAGAUUCAGAGGCUGAAGGCAGCGGGGGAGAGGAUGACAUCAGGGAACUUCGGGCCAAGAAGCUGGCUCUGGCCAGGAAGAUAGCCGAGCAGCAACGUCGCCAAGAAAAGAUCCAGGCUGUCCUGGAGGACCAGAGUCAGAUGAGGCAGAUGGAGCUCGAGAUCAGACCCUUGUUCCUCGUACCAGACACCAACGGCUUCAUUGACCACCUGGCCAGUCUGGCACGGCUGCUGGAGAGCAGGAAGUACAUCCUGGUGGUGCCCCUCAUCGUGAUCAAUGAGCUGGAUGGCCUGGCCAAGGGGCAGGAGACAGACCACCGGGCUGGGGGCUAUGCCCGUGUGGUGCAAGAAAAGGCCCGGAAGUCCAUCGAAUUUCUUGAGCGGCGAUUUGAGAGUCGGGACACUUGCCUACGGGCCCUGACCAGCCGUGGCAAUGAACUUGAAUCCAUCGCCUUCCGCAGUGAGGACAUCACUGGCCAGCUGGGUAACAACGAUGACCUGAUCCUCUCCUGCUGCCUCCACUACUGCAAAGACAAGGCUAAGGACUUCAUGCCCACCAGCAAAGAGGAGCCAAUUCGGCUGCUGCGGGAGGUGGUGCUGUUGACAGAUGACCGGAACCUGCGUGUGAAGGCACUGACGAGGAAUGUGCCUGUGCGGGACAUCCCGGCCUUCCUCACAUGGGCCCAGGGCCGGGGGAAGACCUUCUCACCCCGGGGACUCAGCCACUUUCUCCGGUGGACUUGGGGCAGGAGUUUUAGAGUUUCCAUCAGAUGCAGGUGAAAUCACAGGUCCCUUUAACCUUCUUCAGAACCUCUGUCCUGAAUGUGUCCAAGACAGUUUGGUUAUGUCAUGAAGAGUGCCCAGGGUGUGCUCUUCAUCUCCCUGAGGCCUGGAUUCCCCCAUGGACUUAAUUUGGGUUCUGGAUACCAUGUCCUUAACAGCAGCCCUAGGCCCCCACCUCUUCUACCCCACAUCCCAUCACACACACCCAUCCUGCUGCUGUUCUCGCCCUUAUCAAUCUGGGUCCCUUACCAUUUGUCAUUGUUUUCCCCUGGGAUAGUCAUGGGUCUAGAGGGAAGGUACAUCUGGACUUAGUCCCAUGCUUCCUGGGUGGUCUUUGCCUGCUCCAUCACCCCUAAUUGGCCUUCCUUUUGCUCUAGUUCUCUCUCCAGGAUAUUUCCUGAGACUUUUCUCUGUCUGCCUCCUUUCUUUGCCCUCCCUUCUUCCAGAACACCCCCUCACCUUCCUUCGCUUUCUACUAGAUCCCUCUCAGCUCCUUGAUCUUGAUCCCCUCAAUUUCUUCACCUCAGUUCCCUGUCAUGGGGGUUCUCACUCUGAAUGUCCCUCCUUUGCUACCUGUGGCAGGAACCUAAUAAAGCUUUCCCACUCUAGUCCUUCCAUCCCAGGCCCCUGUGCUCCAAGAAACUUCCAGGCUUGUACAGCCCAGCCUGAGGGUAGGUGCGGUGGUCCAGUGCCUGGAGGAGCAUUGCCUCUCCUGGAGUUUUCACCUUGUUUCUAGCUUUCCCCUCCACCCACUAGAAGAACUGACAAAGGGGCCCUUUAGCCUUUGUGGUUUUUGUUGCCCCUUUAGCUGGUAUCCAUGUUCAAAACCUCUCUCUGGAGGCUUCCUACUGGGAAUGAGUUCCUCCAACCCAGGGGCAGGGAUAAGGAGGAAUUAAGGGAAGACAGGGUUUUAGGUAGAGCCAGGGAUAAAUCUUGAUGGGACCAGUGAGGGAAUCCUGCCUGAGGCCACCAUCUGACAUAACCUGCCCAGAGGAUAGGAGCGUAGCUGUGCCCUUCCUGAGGCCCAGGAAUAUGCCGGAAGGAGGGGGACUGUGCAGGAAAGCCAAGGCCAAUGGUUUUGGGGUAGGAGUCCUGCAGGGCCUUACAAGACUGGGCUCUUUGGGGUACAGGGUCCCUGGCCUCUCCUUUGAGAUCCUCUCCCCAGGCAGAAAGCCAGUGACUGGGUGGGUAGGAGACCCAUCUCUCUUUUCUGUCCCGUUUGCAGCACUAGUUUUGUUUCCUUAAUAAAUUUUUAGUUAUGAAACAUA
Cynocephalus volans (Philippine flying lemur) is the source of this 5703-nucleotide messenger RNA. RefSeq names its product SMG6 nonsense mediated mRNA decay factor (gene SMG6). Gene Ontology annotation, molecular function: protein binding; telomerase RNA binding; telomeric repeat DNA binding. The record is from RefSeq and is a predicted model, not a curated record. The coding region runs from base 83 to 4432 and encodes 1449 amino acids. The transcript is spliced from 20 exons. Gene Ontology annotation, cellular component: telomerase holoenzyme complex. Gene Ontology annotation, biological process: nuclear-transcribed mRNA catabolic process, nonsense-mediated decay. NCBI's taxonomy places the organism in Eukaryota, Metazoa, Chordata, Mammalia, Dermoptera, Cynocephalidae.